ACACUGCCGAUCGAAACACUAAGCUCCGCAGACAAGCCAAGUCGACACAGGUUAAAGUCUACAAAUUGUCUACGACCGGCUUCAGACGUGUCAUAUCGUUGUCUGUGCCCACGCAACACGGCUACUAGCGACCAGCCUGAGAGGCACUGCAGUGGGUGCGGCUGAGCACUCGCUCCAUUUUAGGCUGAGCAGGCGGUUGGGUUGGUGAACGACUGAUCAACGUCAAGGAUUGCUAUCCUGUGUUUGACCGUGUUGCAGUAACUGAAGUUCACCAUGAAACUCUUCGAGGUUGUCCUCUUCCUGAGCUUUGUUGGAAAUAUUAUGGGACGAGAGUGCUAUGUGUGUGGCCCCGGUUCCAGCUGCUCAGAUCCGUUCACGGGCAGCGACUCCCUGAAGCAAACCUGCUCGUCGGAAAAAUACUGCUUCAAAGAAAAGAUCGAGUUCCAAGGCACCAGCUCAGUGACCAGAUCAUGUUCAGACUGUGCUCGGGACGGCUGCGUAUCGGUGGAGGCUGCAGGCGGUAGUGGUGUAGGCUGCUGCUGCAGCACUGAUUACUGCAACGGGGCUGGCUCGCUGGGCGUGAUGUCCACCCUGGCCACUGCAGUAGUGGGCCUUGUGGCCAUGGUCAUUGCUAGGUAUUAAGGGCAAGACAGAUGGGAAUGAUGCCACGAUAGCUGAGACCUUAAUCAUUUGUAGUGCUGUGACAAUGUGUAGUGUUCUGUUAUCCGUCGAAGUCUUUCAGUUACGAGCAAGGACAAUGCAGAGGGCGCCCGUUUUUGCACACAACCUAAAUAUGUAAAGGCCAAUUUACAGGCCUACUUCACGCGAACGCGGAAAUGCAGCCCAUUUAGUGCCACGAAACUUUUUUUGUAAGAAAUUUGCUCCAGCCGUUAAGCGUUCAACUUUUGCGAAUUUGCAGUACAAAUAUUUGAUUGAAUGUCACAAUGUCGCCGCACUUGCUGCUGCUUGAAGUGAGCACUGGCUUUUAAGUGACGGAAAUACACUCAUUUAUCUGAGAUGUUGUGCUAUACACUUAUUGUUUCGGCGACUAAAACAUUCAUCCACAAUAACUGUGAUCCCAUCCACACUUACCUGUUUUCGUCAGCACAUUAACGAGUGCACGACCUGCAAAAGGUUUGGUGUAAACCUUAUCGUUCUAAGUAUCCGAGUAAGUAUCUAUGGCAUGGCAUGCAGCAUUAAAAGAAGGUCUGCAGGUUUCGCAGUCUCAUCAAAUCGUUUUUCAAAAUGGUCGAACCAACAAACAAGCACGUUACGGGCCUAACGAUCCUCUAGGUUGAAGCCUUCCGAAUCAUGUUGUGUAAUGUUCUCAAUGAAUAAUCUUUGAAGUGACUUCUCUUGAAAAAUUAGUGUGACACCGUCAGAAAGGAACUUAUAAUCAAACAAGUAGAAAAUUCUAAGAGUUGGGACUGAGUAAAUACACUAUGAAGUCUUGAAUGCUUGUAACUAGCAUUAAAAUGGGUCUGAAAUACAUGAUGUAACUAUUUCCAGACUAUUAUUGGGAUGCUUGGGAACAGCUUUUGUAAUCAUAAAAUGCUAAAGAUAUGCAUAAUGAAAAAGAGGCCUUGCAACUAGUAAAGGAUAACAGAAAUGCGACUUCAACGCAGGUCUAAAUUUGGAGGACUUACAUCGAACCUCAUGAAGUUUUGAUGGGAACAAGUUUGCUCAUUCUAUAGCAAACGCGGGAAAACAGUCUUACAAGUCCGUUCUGUCUGAAUCAACUUUCAAUUAUUCUGUAAUAUUGUAAAACCAUGAUGUCUCUCAUGAUGUUGUACUCAAGAUAAAAACGUCAGUUACGCAUGAAUAAAUGAAGACCAAGAAAAAGUCUUUCGUUA
Molecule: messenger RNA, 1853 nt
Organism: Acanthaster planci (crown-of-thorns starfish)
Lineage: Eukaryota; Metazoa; Echinodermata; Asteroidea; Valvatida; Acanthasteridae
Biological process (GO): sleep; positive regulation of voltage-gated potassium channel activity; regulation of synaptic transmission, cholinergic
Source: RefSeq, a predicted model, not a curated record